AUGGAGCAGAGUACUCGUCAAGUGACUGUCAUUGAUGAAUUGUGGGAUAAUGAAGAAUCGAAAGCUAAUCGUCGAUUGUAUGAUGAACAAGAUCGAGGAUUGCAAAGGCAAAAUAUUGAAUUGAAUGAUCGUAUUAAAAAAUUUGAAAAACAAUUAGAAAUUCUUAAAAACAAUCAACUGAAAGAUCAUGAUAAAGAAUUGAUUAAACGAAUUUUAUCUAAGCAAGCAAAUGAAUACAAUAAGUUAGUAAAGAAAAAAGAUCAAGAAAUUGAACAAUUAAAUGAACAAAUUCGACAACAUUCAAAACCAAAUCUUCUUGAAUCAGCAUUACGACAAUCGAAUAUCGAAAGAUUACAUCUUGAAAAGCGCUUUUUGUCAUCAUCAUCAUCGUUAAAUUCUACUACGACAACUAAUGGGGGUCCAACAACAACUGCAUCGGCCGGUGCAAAUGAAGAAUCGUUGAAUUCUCCAAAAUCUAGCGACUCAUCAACAUGUUACGAUGACUCAACUCACUAUCAAGCAGUGACAAAAACGAAUGAAGGGUUAAAAGCGGAGCUAGACCGCUUGACAAAAUCUAAUCAAGACAAUACGGCUAAACUUAAAUUGCAGUUUGAACAAUAUGAUAAGCUUCAACAGGCAUAUAAAGAUCUUGAAACAAAAUAUAAUCAACUAUUACCAAUAGAAGAACCUCAUAAAAAAGAAAAGUUAUUUUAUGAUUCUUGUCUACUUGAAAACAAGCAAUUAAAGGAAAAAUUGCUUAAAAUAGAAAAUGAAAGUCAUCAUAAAGAUUUAGAUGAACAAAAUAAACAAAAACAAAAAAUUGAUGCAUUAGAAAAUGAACUUCUAACAUUGAAAUCUACACAAAAUCAUCAACAGGAUGUACAAAUAAAAAUGGAUCACUUACAAAAAGAGCUGGAACUGCGCAUCAACGAAUUUGAAACAAUCUCGACGUUAAAUACAAAACUCAGUAAUGAAUUGAAAAAUUCGACGAACACCAAUGAACGAUUAACCGCAGAAUGUGAGGCAUUACGAGCAGCUUUAGUAGCGAAAGCAGAUGAAUUCGAUUCAAAAAAAAGUGAAAACGAACAAUUAAAGACUAAAAAUUCUGAUCUUGAAUCAAUAAUUAAAUCGUUACAAGAUACGAAUGAUGUAUUAAAACGAUUAAAUACUGAAAAUGAAAUCAAUAAACAAGAAUUAAAGGAAAAACAAGAUCACUAUGAACAAUUUCAAAAAAUACACGAUACAACAAAACGAGAAAAUCAAGCCACCAUUCAUCUACUUCAAGAAAAAAUUCACGAUCUCGAACGGAGAGCUGAGUUACAAUCUUUAAAGCGUGAAGGAAUUCUUCUUCAAUUAGACUCAUUAAAAGAAGCACAACAACAACAACAACAUCGUACACUACCAUCAUCGAAUGCCAGCAGUCCUUCCAUCAGUACUCAUCGAAAUCGAUUAUCCACUAUAGUUGAUUCUCAAACAUCAGAACAAGAUGAUAGUGCACCUCUGCAUCCUCGUCAACAAUCAACAAAUUUAAAUGAAAAAUUAGCUCGAGUGGUUGUAGCAAGAUAUUCAUAUGAACCAUUAAGAUUUUCUCCAAAUGAUCAUCCAGAAAUUGAACUACCUUUGAAACAAGGAGAAUAUUAUGUUAUCUAUGGCAAUAUUGAUGAAGAUGGUUUCUAUGAUGGAAGAGAUUUAGAGGGUCGAUAUGGUUUAGUACCGUCGAAUCUUAUUGAAUUAGUAAAAAAUCCCAAUGAUUUAUCUGAAUCUACUAAACAUAGUAUUCAAAAAUUAAUGGCCAGCAAACGUCCGUCGGAUGAACGCAUCCCACAGAACCGUGAAGCAAUGUUCAGCUUUGAUUCAGAUGCUUUUCUUAUGAAUUCUUCAACUUCUAUUCCAAAAACCAGAACGUCAAGUAAUAGUAAUACAUCGGAUAUUACCAACAGUGAUCUUUCCUAUGGAAAACACAUUCCGUAUCCAAUUAAUCUUCAUAUUGACAAAUUUAUGAAUAAUAGUGUUUUAAUUUCUUGGGAUCAUCCUUCUUCAUCUAAUGUGCAAAUUAUUGGUUAUCAAGUUAUUCUAGAUCAAGUACUUUAUACAACUAUUCAUGGUAAUGAACGUACAAGAGUAUUAAUUGAAAAUAUAAACUUCACUGAAAAACUUCAUCGAAUUAGUAUUCGAACAAUUACACAACUUGGUCUAUCGCGUGACCAAUACUGUACAUUAUUGUUUACAAAUUCAAAAGAUUUAUCGUAUAUGCCAAGUGAUUUGCGUGUUGAUCGAAUCAGUCAAACCACGGCUGUUGCUUCAUGGUGGCCAGCAUCAAAUGAUAUUAUUCAUGCAUUAUUUGUUAAUGAUAAAGAAGUACAAACAUUUAAAGCAGGAAUUUAUCGUUUUAAACUAACAGGUUUAUUACCGAAUACAAACAAUAAAGUAAGCAUUACAGCCAAACCAUCAAUAGCAACAAGUCCACAACAGCAUCUAACAAUUUCGAUGGAUUUUCGAACAACAUCAUUUGACGAAUCAAUUGAACCACCUAGAAACAUUCAAGUUACUACUGAUUCCCAAUCAAAUACAGUACGUGUUUCAUGGGAACCGUUAUCCUCAAUGAGUACAGCACAUGGCUAUCGAAUAUUUAUUGAUGGACAUCAAAUACUCGAUAUCGCGAAUCCAUUAAGUGAUCAUACAGGUAUAAAUCGAAAUCUAUUACAUCAUGGACGAUACCUAACUAUUCGAACAUUAACUGGCAAUGGCGGUGAAUCAAAUGAUUCAAUACCCGUCGAUCUUGAUGAUGUGUUGAAAAAGACUUCUCGUUCAUUAACACGAAUAGCUUCAACACCACCAAUGCCGAGUAGUCCAUCUUCUUUAAUAAAAUCUACAGUGAAUGGAAAGGAUGUAACAAAAUCUUUAACUCGAUCAUCCUUGGACUCUCCUUCAACUGUAUCAUCGACAAGUACAGAUAUACCGCAAAUUGAGUUAAGUCCAAAUAGUGCUAAAACAAUACCACAAAAUAAACUAUCAACUAAACAACAUGAUUAUUCCGAUUCGAGUCGAAUUCGAACACCGACCAAUGAAAAUGUUAAUAUAAAUAAAUCACCGUUGUCCACCGAACAACGUUCAAUUCCAACAACACCCAAUAAAAAUGUACGAUUAGAGCCGCCAUCGGAAAGAAAUAGUCAUUUACUUGAUAAAACUAAUACGUUGCCACGACCCUUCAUCGCUUUAUUUGAUUAUGAUCCAAAAGCCAUGUCACCAAAUCAAAAUAGCGAAGAAGAAUUACCAUUCAAACAAGGACAAAUUAUCAAGAUCUAUGGUAAUCGAGAUGCUGAUGGUUUUUACAUUGGUCAGACAGAAAAUGGUCAUAUUGGUUAUGUUCCAAGUAAUAUGGUGUCAGAAGUAGCAACAAAUGAUUCUGAAACUGAAUCAAAAUCAACUAAUGUAUCAUCAAAAAAACGAACGCCACCUGUGUCGACACCAACAAAUCCAGAAUCGAUUAAAAAAAUGCAGGCUGUAUUUGAAUAUGAUGCGAAUGAAUUUUCACCAAAUGCAGAUUCGCACGAUGAAUUAUCUUUUCAUGCUGGUGAUAUUAUAUAUGUACAUGGAAGUGUUCGUAGUGAUGGAUUUUAUUCUGGAGAAUUAGAAAAUGGAAAGAAAGGCCUUGUACCAUCGAAUUACCUUCAGGAAAUGCUCGAUGAAGAUUCCUCAGAAAAAAUGGUGGAAUCCAUUGAUAAACAACAAACACCAACAAGUGUAAAUAAUGAAACGAAAACAGAACAAGCAAUCGAACAGGCAUCACCACCGACACCGGCACCACCACCACCACCACCACCACAGCCGCCAGCAGCUACUUCUACUGAAGCUACCAAGGGUAGUUUGUUUGAUCGGUUAAAAACUACAUUUUCAUGGAACUUAAAUGAACCGAUUUGA
Molecule: messenger RNA, 3921 nt
Organism: Rotaria socialis
Lineage: Eukaryota; Metazoa; Rotifera; Eurotatoria; Philodinida; Philodinidae
Source: the annotation of a GenBank genome assembly